AUGUGGUGGCGCUCUUCUCGUCUUCCUCUCCUCCUCCUUUUCUCUUUCCUCACCCUCUCGGUGGGGAGAGCAGCAGGGUCAGGAUUCAGGAUCUGCUCCUACAAUUUGCAGAAUUUCAACCUAAAGAAAGCUGCAAGCUACAGACUGAUACACACUCUGACACGGGUUGUGUCUCGCUGUGAUAUCUGUCUCCUGCAGGACGUGAUAGAUUCUGACGGUAAAGCCAUCCAAACUCUACUGUCGUCUCUCAACAGGGGAACUGACAGGUAUGACGAUGACUACUCCUACCGGUCAGUGUCCAGUAAGGGUCUGGGAAAGUCUCCGGACGACAUGCAGCAGUACGUCUUCCUCUACAGGACACAGACCGUGAGUGUGAUGGAUCAGUAUCAGUACAAGAGCAAACAGUCCUUCGUCAGAGAGCCGUUCGUCGUUCAGUUCCAAGGCAACAGCACCGCAAUAAAGAAGUUUAUUUUGGUUCCUCUCCACACUGAUCCCGCUCAGGCCAUCCAGGAGAUCGACCGGCUGUACGACGUCUUUGAGGAAGUCAGCAAGAAAUGGAACAACAAGAACGUGAUGUUCCUGGGAGAUUUCCACGCCAGCUGUGCCUACGUGACCCGAACCGACAAGAAGAAAAUCAGACUGUUCACCAAUUCAAAUUUCUCCUGGCUGAUUGGAGACAAAGUGGACACCACCGUCAACGACGAGACCAACUGUGCUUAUGACAGGAUCGUGGUGUACGGGAAACCUUUCCUGAAGGCGAUCAUGCCGUUCUCUGCGAAAGUCUACAACUUUGCCAAAGAGCUCAAACUCUCCAAGACCAAGGUGCUGGAGGUGAGCGACCACUUCCCUGUGGAGGUGAGACUUAAGAGCUCCGCCCUUCUCCUGCAGGCCACGCCCCUCCCGAUCCUCCUCGCCGUCUCCGCAGUCGUCCAGUCCUUCCUGUCUGCCCUUUUCGCCCGUCGGUCGGAUAAAUACCAGUAGCGCUGUGCUCACCGGGUUUUCACCAGAGAGAGACAAACCUGCUUCCCCCGUCUCCCCCACCCACCGUGAGAUGUGGUAGAAAGCUGAUAUACGUAAGCUGAUUUUUAGAGACAAUGUUUCCUCAUCUUCUCAUGUGUCCGUCGGUUGCCACCUCAGGUCUGUUUGACUUUGUACAGAAACUGAUGUAAAUAUUUGGAAUAUGACAGGUAUAUUUUAUGACAUUUAUCGUUUGUGUGUUUUUAAUAGUCAGUAAAGUUUUGUACGUUGAAAUGUGAAACGUGGAUGGAUCAGUCAUUGUUGUCACUGCAUGGAGCCUGUUGACUUUUACAAUAGAAAAGCUUUCUCACAUCAUAGAAAGCAAAUGCACACACACAGAAAUCUGUCAAAUGUUUCUGGAAGAUCGAAACAUUUGAGCUGAGUUGACUUCACUUUUGUGGCCGUUACCACGAAAACGUGGUGAGCUCUCGGUGCAGGGAAGGCGGGACAACAUUCAACACGGCAUAAUAAAAUCAUCAUGUAAACAAAUCAUAUUUAAAUACACAAACUACCAGAAAUAUAAAAGAUAAGCUACAGCUCAGAAGUCAAAUAAGUUAAAUGUGUUUAAAUAUGCAAAAUAUCACAAAUAACUUAAGUUAAAAACCAAAGGUACCUGAACAUUAGGUUUAUCAUUCCAGAGUCAAACUCCGAAUAAGUCAGAAUUGUUGAAUUUCUCAGAAGAUUUUAUUUGAAGUAAAUAAUAUUAUCGUAACAGACAAAUGUCAGAGUUAGAAAGCAAUAUGCAGGACGUCACCCUA
Molecule: messenger RNA, 1775 nt
Organism: Xiphias gladius (swordfish)
Lineage: Eukaryota; Metazoa; Chordata; Actinopteri; Istiophoriformes; Xiphiidae
Product: deoxyribonuclease-1-like
Exons: 10
Coding region: 1-981 (326 amino acids)
Biological process (GO): DNA catabolic process
Cellular component (GO): nucleus
Molecular function (GO): DNA nuclease activity
Source: RefSeq, a predicted model, not a curated record